AUGACGACUAUAUUAUCUUUAUCUAAUUUAUUACUAUUACAAAUCAUCACAGAUAUUGAAGAUAAUGCAGAUAUAAUAUGUUUAUUAUUCACUUGUAAACAGUUGUAUCAAAAUAGUAGUUUAAAGAGAUCGAUUCAGUUUAAAGGAAUAGGUGAACCAAUCAAUACCGAAAAGAGAAAGAUAUCAAAACAGUUUAUAGAAACAGUUAAUCGAUUCAACCUCUACUCUUUUAAAGAUAUAUUAGUGAAUAGUUUGUCAGAUCAACAAGUCAUACUAGGCAAGGACCGUGUUACCGUCUAUGCAGAAAAGAAUAACAGAGUAGAUAAAAGUAACAUUACAACAGUCUUGGUAAAAGAGUACCAACUAGAAACAAUACAGUCAAUCUACCAGAUACCAUCAAUCAAGACACUAUUCAUUAAUGAUCAAACAAAUGAAAAAGCCUAUUUUAAGGUACAUCUUUCCUCCAUCUCACUCUUGCCUAAUCUACAAAGACUCUUUGUUCGUUCGUACGAUUUGGAUAUUGGUCAACACUCAUCACUAAAGUCACUUGAUCUACAUGUCGGAGAACUGUACAAUCUAAGUGUAUUGGAGAACAAAUUCGAAUCACUGACCGAGCUUUGUAUAAAGAGUGAUUUUAUAUCAAGUGGCAGGAUCAAUCUAUUGCCAAGUAGUCUUACAUCACUCACUCUCGAACCUUUGGGAAUACCUCCAAAAAAUGCAUUCCAUUCAUUGACUUUACUAGUGAAGCUUGAUAUCUAUCUAGAUUUUGGCAGUCAGGUCGAAGAACAACCAUGCAUCGAUCUAUUCUGUCUAAACAAACUCGAAACUUUAAAGUUAGGUGGAAAUGACUCUGAGCAUUAUAUAAACUAUAUCAUCGAGAUUCAGUUACCUCCAUCAAUCAAGAACCUUGUUUUAAUCCCAACAUGCAUAUCAAUCCCAUCUGAAUGUCCAAUGCCACUUUUAGAGCAAUUAAAAGUACCACAAUGUCUAUUUACUAAAGGUGGAUUCAGUAUGUCGUCAUCACCAUUGCUCAAGAAACUGGUUAUUGACUCUUGUUUUGAAAAUGUGGAAGCAAAAAUGAUUCCAUCCUCUCUUGAACAUCUUUCAAUCGAUAAAAAUACAGGUGGUGCCAAUAUACUUGACCAAGUUGUAUUCCCUACAACACUUACAUAUCUAUCUUUGAAGGGUAGCUGGAUCGAGACGGUCAAUCCAAAUAGACUUCCAGAAUCAUUGGUCAAACUCAAACAAAAUAUCAAAGGACCUGUACUUCCUACACUACCUCAACAUUUAAAACAAUUCAUUUGGAAGGCACAACCUUAUCUAUACUAUAAACCAUUAUUAGUGUUCCCAUCAACCAACAACUAUCCACCUCAUCUUGAAACACUCAACCUAUUAGAGGUCCACAAAGACUUUACCAUCAAUGUACCACUCAUCACAAAAUAUCUAUUGAUACCUCUAGACGCUGUUCAUUCCACAGAUGACACACAAUUCUAUUCGCUCGGAUCAAAGAUAUCUAAAUCGAUCAUCCUCCAACCACAAUGGUUACCAGUCAAUACUACUCAUCUAACUUGUCAGUUAUGGAACGCAUCAAAAGACAAAAAGUUGGGUUUUAGAUUAGAUGAAAUAAUCAAUCGUACAAAUGUACGAUAUUUAUCGCUCAGGAUGAUAAGUAGACAGAAACCAGCAUCCGCUCCAUUUGAAUUUUCAAUUCAAAGAUUGGAUCCAGACAAUAGAAAUGUAUUGGUAUUGGAAAGACAGUCAUUGACAGGUGGAAUAAUCACUCAAAGAAAAUCAAUCGACAGCGGUCAACAAUAUGAUCCUAUUUAUUUAUAUUUAAAUAGGUCAUUUGGUUGGAGCUUUGGUAAAGAGCACAUUCAAUAA
Cavenderia fasciculata is the source of this 1881-nucleotide messenger RNA. RefSeq lists its product as uncharacterized. Lineage: Eukaryota; Evosea; Eumycetozoa; Acytosteliales; Cavenderiaceae. The record is from RefSeq and is a predicted model, not a curated record. The coding region runs from base 1 to 1881 and encodes 626 amino acids. The transcript has a single exon.